GGAAAGAUUAAUCACAUAUCUGAAUAUGAAGGUUAUGCAAAAUGUCCCCUUUAAAACAACUGAGGUCUGUAAUUCAGAAAGCUCUUGAGCUGCGGCCCCUCCCCGUGACGUCAUCCCACGCCCCUUCUCCUAGCAAGCCUGCCACUGUGAAAGGUAUAGAGCCGACGGGUCUCUGUACAGCUCAGUAUUGUUCAUCGUUUGCCUGCGCAGGGAAGUGGAACUUACCGGCACCGAGAUGGAAAGCCAAGAAGCGGACUUUAACAUCCUUCUGGCGACUGAUUCAUACAAGGUUACACAUUACAAGCAGUACCCACCAAAUACCAGCAGAGUAUACUCUUACUUUGAGUGUCGGGAAAAGAAGACCGAAAACUCAAGAAUAAGGAAGGUCAAAUAUGAAGAAACUGUCUUCUAUGGUUUGCAGUAUACUCUGAAGAAAUAUCUGGAAGGCAAAGUAGUGACCAAAGAGAAAAUUCAGGAAGCCAAAGAAGUGUAUCGAGAACACUUUCAGGAUGAUGUAUUUAAUGAGAAGGGAUGGAACUACAUUCUAGAGAAAUAUGAUGGCCAUCUCCCUAUUGAAAUCAAGGCUGUUCCGGAAGGCAGUGUGAUUCCAAGGGGAAAUGUACUUUUUACAGUGGAAAAUACAGAUCCUGAAUGCUACUGGCUAACCAAUUGGAUUGAGACCAUUUUGGUGCAAACAUGGUACCCGAUUACUGUGGCAACAAAUUCAAGAGAACAGAAGAAGAUCUUGGCAGAAUACUUGUUUGAAACCUCUGGUAGUUUAACGGGUUUGGAGUACAAAUUGCAUGAUUUUGGCUACAGAGGAGUUUCUUCACAAGAGACUGCAGGAAUUGGUGCCUCUGCCCACCUUGUGAACUUUAAAGGAACGGAUACUGUUGCAGGAAUUGCAUUGAUAAAACGCUACUAUGGAACAAAGGAUCCAGUCCCAGGAUUUUCAGUACCAGCUGCUGAACAUAGUACAAUAACAGCAUGGGGAAAAGACCGUGAAAGAGACGCUUUUGAACAUAUUGUAACACAGUUUUCUAAUGUACCCGUCUCUGUGGUCAGCGACAGCUAUGAUAUUUACAAUGCAUGUGAGAAAAUCUGGGGGGAAGAUUUAAGAAGUUUAAUUGAAUCAAGAAGUGCCAAGGCACCACUAAUAAUCCGACCAGAUUCUGGAGAUCCUCUUGACACUGUAUUAAAGGUCCUAGACAUUUUAGGAAGGAAGUUCCCAUUGGAGGAAAACUCAAGAGGCUAUAAAGUUUUGCCCCCUUACAUUCGAGUUAUCCAAGGUGAUGGUGUGGAUAUUAAUACUCUUCAAGAGAUUGUAGAAGGAAUGAAACGGCACAAAUGGAGCAUUGAAAAUAUUUCAUUUGGAUCUGGAGGAGCACUGCUACAGAAGCUGACUAGAGACCUUUUGAACUGCUCAUUUAAAUGCAGUUAUGUUGUGACUAAUGGAUUAGGGGUAAAUGUGUUUAAGGACCCAGUCGCUGAUCCAAAUAAAAGGUCAAAGAAAGGAAGGCUAUCUUUGCACAGCACACGAAACAAUGAAUAUGUGACUCUUGAAGAAGGAAAGGGAGAUCUGGAGGAAUAUGGACCAGAUCUCCUUCGCACAGUCUUUCAGAAUGGCAAAAUCAUUACCUGUUAUUCAUUUGAUGACGUGAGAAGAAAUGCUGGCCUAAAAAACACAGAGUUUGAAGAAGAGAUUCAGUAGAUUUUACUUCAUGUUAACUAUUGGUGGAUUCUCUGUACAAAUGUGUGUGAAUUUAUAUGUUGCCAUGUUUAUAUAUUGAUUUCUGGACAAAAUACCAGUUUGCCAAUGUUUUUAUAUGCAGUACACAGAUGACCUUGUUAUGAAUGUCUGUCUGAUUCUUAGAGACAUUAUUGGAGUUGAUGUCACAGGAGACCUAAAUCCUCAUGGUUGCACUCUUUAACUUGCAUUUUAUUUUUUAAUAAAGACCAAAAUUUAUAGCAUUUUUAACUUCUUUUUUUUCCUCACACAUUUUUCAUUAAACAAAAAAAACUAUACGGGAUUAUCAAUGUUGGACAUUGUAAACCAAUUGUAAACAGUGACAGUGUCUUGGUACAAAACCUACUUCCUAACUAAUUAACAGACUCAAGAAUGGAUUCAAAAUUGACCAUCCAAUAAUGCUAUAAUGCUACAGUUCUCUCCAGGCCCUUUUUCCCCCCACCACCUGGUUUCCCUCCUAAGCCAUAUUAAAAUUCUUCAUUGAGAAGCUGGUAGGACUUUGCACUAUAUUUGCAGAAGCACUCAGUCAUGUUAGCUUCUGCAAAAAUUGUUCUAAUAGAGCAUAAUCUGCAAUGGAGGCAUGCAAGUACUUAUUUAUUUUUCCCCACCAGCUAAAAUAUUGUGUUUUUGAAUUUUUAAGGGGAGAACACUGGCUAAUCACAAAUGCCUGUAGCCAAAUUUGUCUGUUUAGUCUACAUGGAUGAAUUACUAGCAUUUUGGACCGGUGUCUCUAAGAUUGCCUUAGUUUGUUUAAUACACAUGCACAAAAAGAUUGAUAUGUCUGGUGAGGUGGGCCAGAUCAGGCUGCUCCAAUUGUAUGAGCAAUCGGAACAGGAGCCUGUUCAGAUAUGUCGGGAAAUAGCUGUAAUUUAGUCCUUGACAUAGGGGAUUUUGUAAACAUACCUGAUUAUUAAUUGGCUGGAUAUAAUUUGGGCAGUAUAACUGUUUAGCCUCAUAAAAUACCGUCACAGAUGUGUUACAAAAUGAAUCCUAAUUCUUAAAAAAAAUCUGAUUUUGUUCUAGCCUAUAAUAUUCGCUCGCAAAAAGCUUUUUUAGCUAUAUUUUGCUUUUCUUAUAAUUACACGUUUUUUUCUAAGAUACAUUUUUCUAAUUAAAAGACUCGGCAUUAAAACAUUAAUGUUAAAGACUGCACUUAUGGAAAAAAAUCUACCAUAUUCUUUAGAAUUCAGGCAGAUUAUUCUUAUUUAUAACUUCCUUUUAAUUUGUUUUACACAUUUUCUCCUUGAAAAAAAAAAAAAGCUGGUUAAGCACAACCAGGUAGUCCAAACCUUAUUUAGAAAUUUACAGCACUUACCUAGUCCUCGUAUUAGAAAAUUCAUUAAUGCGACCAUUUAUACAAAUAAUAUAGUGCUAAUAGUUAUUUAUACAAUUUAUAUGGGGGAUCUAUAAGUUGAAUUAAAUGAGCUGUCGCUUACAUGCAGAGGAAGGCCUAGCUAUUGGUCCCCGCAGCAACAUCAUUGGACCCGUAAAUAAUAGGAACAAGAUAUUUUCCAUAAAUAUAUAUUGCAGUUGCUUAUCAAAGUCCCAUUGGGUUACCUAUAGUUCCUACGAACACACACACACACACAUUUAUUGGCUUUUAAUUGUAUUUCAAUUGUAUUUCAAAAAGCCAUAAAGCACCAAAAGGUUUGUGCCACUUAAUAUUAUCCUGUGGUCCCUUAUUCAGCUUUUCAUCAUCUGUUAUAUGACUGUUAACAUUGGAGGGAAUUUUCAAGCUUUUAAUCUUUAGAAUAAAACUGAAUAAUGCCUUGGUAAACCGGAAAAUUGCUCCAAUACAUUUAUAUACUUCAAUGAUUGCCUUCAAUAAUGUACUAUAAUAUAUGUAACACUAUUGCAAAGCUGUACUAAGCCUGUUUCGAUGAAAGACAUCAAAAGUUCCUGAAUUUUUAAAGAAAACCCUUUAAAGAAAUAAUGUUAUAAAGAAAUAAUUAAGAGCAAUAUGCUGUACAUAAUAAUGUGCAUAGUUUUGACAUGUAUGUGAAGAUUAGGAGUAAAAAUGUUUAAAUAGGGAAAUAUCCAUAAUUUGUUUUAAUCCGACCCAAGUAUCUUGCUGCUACCCUGGCUUGAGAGAGAAAUACUGCUUUUAAUGAUUGUUGUGAAAGUCCUGGAUGACCUGAUUACUGUAUGUCAUAUGAUGGUCACAUGAUGCUUAUAAACUGGGAAUAUGUGAAGGGGAAUAUGCUGAUACAAACAUAGCUGCGGAUUUACACAAAAACAAAAUUUCAGAAAUUGUUCUGCACUAUACUGAAUUCAGUUACAUUUACCCAUUUUAAAGAAUGCAACACCGUUUGUUUUAGCCACUCUUUCUCCAAUAAAGAACACUUUCCUGUGCCCUGAACUUUAACAACAUAGGCACAUUUAAUAUUCAAAUCAUUUAUACAGGGAAUGUCUGCAGCUCUCCGGCUGUUUCUGAGCUAUAGCUUCCGCCAUCCACUGAUAACAUUUGGCUAGUGCUGGGUCCUGGGACUAGAGCAUCAUUUGUGUGAUCAGUUGUGUAUUUUAUCUAGUUUUCAUGCAAUAUAGGAUUUAGGUUUACUUAUAUUUUUACACUGUAGAACGUAGUUUGUUAGUCAUGACUGUCAUACUUUUAAAUAACAGAGUGUACAUUUGGGUAUUUUGUUAUGGAUUCAAACUGCCAUUAGUAUGUAAAAAUCUAACGACUAAAGUUUCCUUCCUAAUAUUUUUGUAUGUUAGCCUAUAAAAAGUUGAUAGAAAUGCCCUGUUUUCACUGUAUAACUUUUAUGUACUAUAAUUUAAAUGAGUGUCUUGUUAAGAUAUCAUAGUGGGCACAUACUAAAGGAUAUAUAUGCAUACACACUGUAUUUAAUAUGGGAAUAGAAUUUCUUUCCUUAAGCAUGCAUAUCUGUCUAUGCCUUCAGUUACACACCCGCCAGCUCUAGAGUGACACAGAAAUACAACUCCCAUUAGCUUAUUGCAUGUAAUGGCAUUGUCUUUCAGCAAUCCCCCCCCCCCCCAUUUGACAUUCUGCAUCAAGCCUUGAUUCUAGACUCAUUCUGACUGGCCUGUAUAUUUGCAUUUUAUGUCCCUAAAAUCAUCUAAUUUGCAAAAUACUUAUGUUCUCUUUUACCUGCCAGCAGCUUCAUGUGUAUAGAAGGGGGCAUAACCAUAUUUGCCGUUCUGCAAAGAGUACACUAGGGGGCCUAUUUAUGGUUGCUCAAGUAUUCGGCUAGACUAGAGCAAUCGUGAGUUUCAGUACUCCCAAUGGGUUUUGACCUGAAAAAACUAAUCCUAAAUAGGCCCCUUGGUCUUGAAAUGAAAACAACCAAUCUAAAAGUCUCUUUUAUUGGUCACCUGUUUAAUGGGGCAGAUGUAAUUGUUUGCUGUGGAUUAGGAUUAAUCUUGGUGUUAUCUUAAUUCUGUUAAUAUUCGAGAAUAUAUAUAUAUAUAUAUAUAUAUAUAUAUACGUACGUAUAUAUGUACAUCUGUUGAUGUGACAGAAAACAUUCAUAUCAUGGCACCAAACAUUUAGCAAUACUUCCCCCUCCUCCUUACCUGCACCUAACUUUACCUGCAGAACAUUUUUGGUCUUUUCUUUAUGUUGUAGUACAAUCAUGGUGUAGCCAACACAUUUGGAAUACCUUUGACCUACGAUGUUCAUGUAUGUCGCCAUUUAAACAUAUCUGUGAACUUUGUAUGGUUUCCAAAAUGUUUUAUUUUAUACCUGUAUAUACAUAUUCCCCGCACUGAUAUCGCGUUUAAUGGCUUUUGUGAUAUCUAGCAUUGGAAAGAAAUGUGCCCUGUUCCUAUUUAAGAUCUUAACUUACCCAGUUAACAUUCCUUACGUUGUGGAAUGGGAUAAUUUAAUACUUCUAUAUUGUUUUUUCAUCUCAGUUUAUUGUCUCUGAUGAAGCAGACCUGUUUUAAUUAUGAAAAUAUAAUAAAACCAUGCCUACAAAUUGUCA
This is a messenger RNA of Xenopus laevis (African clawed frog), 5691 nucleotides long. It is a transcript of the gene nampt.S, whose product is annotated as nicotinamide phosphoribosyltransferase S homeolog. The coding region runs from base 236 to 1711 and encodes 491 amino acids. Gene Ontology annotation, molecular function: identical protein binding; nicotinamide phosphoribosyltransferase activity. Gene Ontology annotation, biological process: NAD+ biosynthetic process; circadian regulation of gene expression. Lineage: Eukaryota; Metazoa; Chordata; Amphibia; Anura; Pipidae. Gene Ontology annotation, cellular component: cytoplasm; nucleus; extracellular region. The record is from RefSeq and is a predicted model, not a curated record. The transcript is spliced from 12 exons.